UCCGAAAAAAAUUCCCAACAAAUUUUCGCACAAUUUCUAAAAAUCGCGGCAAGCCGGAAAUAAUAAAAUGAGUGACUCAAUCCAGGACAUCGAGAUGUCGGAUGUCUCGAGGAUCGUGGAUACCCCUCACAGUAUGCCCUCUCACCCCAGGAGUUUGCACACCUCUGACAGCAUGGACUCGGGAUAUUUAUCAUUAACCCCUCACUCUUUUGGAACUCCAAGCACAAUAAAUCGUCGUCCUCCGACAAAGAGACAUUACUGGUUGAGAUCAGAGCGUUGGCAGCAGGAGCGUCGGUCAAGAUCAAAACUAAAUACCCUGAUAAAUGCAUCAGCAGAAUUUGCAGAAGGUUCAGACCUUGAACACUUGGACAGUGUCCUGGAGGGUACAACAACCGAGGACGAGAGUUUCGAGUGUGUGAGGGAUCAGAGUGCCCUGGAGUCUCGUUACAGCUUCAGAAAGGGCCUCCGAGAGUACAGAAACAGAGUGAGAAAAUGCCAGAGAGCAUCAGCUGUUGCACCAGCGAGUAUUGCCAUCCUCUCGCCUCCACCAUCACCAGCAAUUCCAUCUGCCUCGUUUAUGGCAUGUGAACCCAUCCACGAGGAUAUACAGCAAAACCUAGUCAAAACCGCCCAGAGCACGCCGUAUGAUCCCCAGGUGACUAUUCCCUCGGUGGAAAUCACCUUUUCACCGAGAACCAGUAAAAGUCCUGGCGAGGGUUUUGCCAGUGUCGAGAGAAAGGAGUUCUCGAAUCUCAGUCUUGGUGGUGGUGAUAUCAAACCCAAGAGGCUGGAUUUCAAUCUGAGAACCCACAGGGGAUACAGAAUCAGAUCAAUUCCUGAUGUAACUGGCCGAGAAACUGUUGAUAUUCUUCAGCUUCUUGGGGAGAGGAGCAAUCACGUGGAGAUUGUGUCCAAGAUACUGGGAUAUCUCAGGGCUGAGGAUCUCUGUGCUGUCAGCAUGGUGUCAAGGACAUGGAGAUCCAUCUGUGGCAAGGAUGUGCUCGCCAAUAUGAGGAGAAUCACUCACAUCUGUGUCAGGCAGAGCACUAAGGAAAAUCUAAGGCUCGUCAGAAAAGUUAAGGAAAGUGGCAUCCAGGAGAGCCCCAAGAGCAGGUACACCAGGGGUUAUCUCGUCAGUGUGCAGAAUUUUCUGCAGGUGCCCAAGAGGACUCCCAGGAGCCCACCAAUUUCACCCAGCAAGAUCAAGUUUCACUCCUUUGUCAAGGCCAGCAAAAGUCUCGCCCCGACGGAGCGUCUGUUCUCCUGUCCUAAAUGUACCUUCGCCUGUCACGUCGACAACGAGAAGAACGUGGGAACGUGCACCCGCAAGGGCUGCAGAACCGAAUUUUGUACGUACUGUUUAUCAACACCACACACUGGCUCUUGUAAAACUCCCCUUCUGGCAACACCAACAAAGCGUAAAACACCACCUCUAAUCGUGGGCUCCAAGCAGAGCAAGAGAAACCUCCGGCGUUUAUGAAAUACGAGGAUCAUCUUUAUUAUCCAGAGUCACACGUGAUAGCUCUCUCUGGAGCUCUUUCUACUGGAGCUCUUUCUACUGGAGCUCUUUCUACUGGAGUUGAAGCUCAGUUGGAAAAUAUUGGCUUGUGAUCAUCGAGUCUUUUUGGAUGUAUCCAGUUGGUUCAGCGCUGGCUGGUGAAUUUUUAUUUCCAAGGCCAAUGUCCUCGUUUCAAAUAGCAAAAAAAUUCUCGGUGCAUCACAAGGAACCAUCUGAGGAACGUCUGGCCAGACGAGUUUUUUUCGACAACUCCCUCCACCACUGCAUCAUUUCGGCAGCCUGCAAUUACUGGGAUCCCUCCGAAUAAAACGAGUUUCACCCUGGACUUGUGGAACAUACCAAGCUCUCUUUGCGUUGCCAAUUUCAAACGUCUUCGUGAGGAUGAAAAAUCCGGGGAUUAAAUUUCCAGCUAAGUGUGGUGAUAAUUAAUAUCUAUUGGAAUAUUUAUUGAGAAAAAGUAUUCCUCAUGGGGUUCGUCCUCUGGAGAUUUUUUAGGGAAUUUGUCACAGAUACCUAGUCCCUGUGUCUAGUAUUAUUGGGAGUCAGAGUUUAGUAUUUUUUAAGGUUUAGAUAGGAUUUAUUUGGUCUCAAUCUCUCGCGAUUGCCAUAGGAUGAACAAUCCCAGUGUUUAGAAUUGUUUUUAGAAUUAGGAUUAAGAUUAAUUUUGAGUCGUGGUGAGGGGUUGGAUUUUCGGUGUCUCCUCGAUUGUCUAUUUUUCCGCUAAAAUUGUCAAUUAUCUCGAAAAGUAAAAAAGAUGGGGAAAUUUUCAUUGGGACGUUUUUGCAGGUCGCGAUUAGGUCUACAGAAAAGGUUUUAACAAAAUUUUCAUUUUUUCUGUUACGUGCGGAGAUAUUUCGAAAAAAAUCGAGUAAACUUUAGCCACGGAUUUUAAAUUCCGAAAUUGAUGUCAAAUCGCCGAGAUAAAUUCAAGAUCGAUGAGAAUUGACUACUCCAGCAUUGAAUUGCCAAUUCUUGAUACCUUAUCCCCAUUUUCGUGCCAUUCCAUGUACUGCCAUACUACAACUUCCUGAUAAUUCUUCUAGCUUCAACAACAUCAGCCUCAUGGAAAAAUCAUUCCGGAAUGAUAAAACUUUUCCACGUUUUUUUCUCCGUUUUUGUUUUUCCGUCUCAUCCGUUGAGAAUUAUCUCGAUGUUUUAAUCUAUUGAUUGUACAACUGCUCUCGUAGUUGAAGUAAGAAUUAUUGGGAAAGAGAGCGAACCCUUUAGCUCGUGUUUGAGACAAAAAAAAAGGGGAAGAUAAGGAACUCCCUCGGAGAUUCGGGGUCUCGUACGUUUAUUUUUUCGCAUAUUAUUAUUAUUUUUUAUACCCUGGGACCGCGGUUCGCCCUCGGUAUUCACUUGUGGGGCGGAUCCCUUCUCUCGUGUACCUUUCGCACAAAACAAUGGGCCAGGUUGAGAGAAAAAAGAAGGAAAGGGGAACGUCGAAGGGCUUGCCCUCGAAUAAUGGCGUUUUCAUUCCUCUGAAUUUUUAUGCUCAGUUCUCAACAGUUUAUGGUUUUUUUAUCUUCAUUCUGUGGUCCAGACAAAAGCCAGGGAAUAUUAAACAAAUAGAAUAGCAGAGUCAAAUUAAUAAAGGGUAUUUCGAAAUUAUAGAAAUUGAAUAAUUCCCGAUAAUAGAAAAAAUAAAUAAAUAAAUAAUUUCGAUUGCCUCUAUAUUUUUUUACUCUCGGGUAUUUCUGGAUUGGAGUUUUGGGUAUUUUAUCGAAUUUCAAUGGUUUGGCGAGAAAAAUUAAUUGAACUUUCAAAAUUGUUGGUAGUGUACGAAAAUAUUUGUCUGCAUUCCAUUGGUUUUUUUAUAUUUUGAGUUUUGAACAUUUUUUUUUUCAAUAUUUUUCUAAUGGAGAGUAUGAGAUGAGUAAUGUGGAAUCAAUGUGUGAGGAGAGUGCGAGGAAUGAAAAUUGAUGGAGAAAAUUGAAUUGAACGAUUUGGUUUUAGUCGAAGGAAUUUUUGUUUAUGUACGUCGCUCAACUACUUAAUGGAAGGAUAAUGUAUUUUUAUAAUGAAUGUGUCGUGAAAGUAGGUCUAAGAAUCUCAAAACCAAAUCACUAUGACUACUAGUAUUUUUUAUUCUCUCUUUGGAUCCAGGAGAUUUAGGAGUUGAGGUACUCAAUGUUUUGCAUAAUUAAUUUAUUGAGUGAUUUGAUUUGUUGUUCUUUCGGUGAGUGUCGAAAUCAUGUAAUGAUUGGAACAUGGAAGUCAAUUAUUAUUAUAAUUAUUCAUUUCACUGGAGGAAGCGUGAAAUAUUUUUGGAUUUGUGAGUUGUUUAAUUUAUUUUUUAGAAUAAUUUUGGUAAUAACAAAAACUAUUUCAACUGACGAAAUAUUCGAGACAGAUGCAAUGGUGGAAAAAAAUUAUUUAUCUAUUCAACAUGGAAAUAUCAAAUUACUUAUUGCGGUUAAUUAAAUUUUCU
This is a messenger RNA of Fopius arisanus, 3950 nucleotides long. RefSeq lists its product as uncharacterized. The coding region runs from base 68 to 1480 and encodes 470 amino acids. Gene Ontology annotation, molecular function: protein binding. The transcript has 2 exons. The record is from RefSeq and is a predicted model, not a curated record. Gene Ontology annotation, biological process: negative regulation of meiotic nuclear division; regulation of mitotic nuclear division. NCBI's taxonomy places the organism in Eukaryota, Metazoa, Arthropoda, Insecta, Hymenoptera, Braconidae. Gene Ontology annotation, cellular component: nucleus.